Dioscorea cayenensis subsp. rotundata (Guinea yam) is the source of this 576-nucleotide messenger RNA. RefSeq names its product secreted RxLR effector protein 161-like. Bases 1 to 576 code for a protein of 191 amino acids. NCBI's taxonomy places the organism in Eukaryota, Viridiplantae, Streptophyta, Magnoliopsida, Dioscoreales, Dioscoreaceae. The record is from RefSeq and is a predicted model, not a curated record. The transcript has a single exon.
AUGGAAUCUAGGUUGAAGCUGAGCAAACUGAGUACAAAUCCACCAGUUGAUGCUACUCUAUAUAGGAGCAUUGUUGGAAGUUUGAGGUAUCUUGUUAAUACAAGGCCGGACAUAGCAUAUGCGGUCGGGAUUGUAAGUCGAUUCAUGGAAGGUCCUACCACUCAACAUAUGGCCGCUAUGAAGCAUAUACUCAUGUAUGUGAGUGGUACAUUGAAUUUUGGAUGUCACUAUACAAAGAUAAAGGAUGAGAAACCGCAGCUAGUUAGGUAUAGUGAUAGUGACUUAGCUGGCGAUGUUGAUGAUCGCAAGAGUACUACUGGAGUUGUCUACUUUCUUGGUCCAAAUCUAAUCACUUGGAUGUCACCGAAGCAGAAAGUAGUGGCACUAUCAUCUUGCGAGGCGGAGUAUAUUGCUGCAACAAUGGCUGCAUGUCAAGGUAUAUGGCUAAAUCGUUUAUUAGCUGAUUUGAUGAAGCAAGAGUUGAGCUCGGUGGUUCUUAAGGUGGACAACAAAUCUGCAAUUUCCCUUUGCAAAAAUCCUGUCCAUCAUGAUAAGAGCAAGCACAUUGACACAUGA